Messenger RNA from Drosophila ficusphila, 2853 nucleotides. RefSeq lists its product as uncharacterized. The transcript is spliced from 6 exons. The coding region runs from base 412 to 1749 and encodes 445 amino acids. The record is from RefSeq and is a predicted model, not a curated record. Lineage: Eukaryota; Metazoa; Arthropoda; Insecta; Diptera; Drosophilidae.
CAAAAGCGAGACAAAGCCGAGUUUAAUGAGCUGGCUGCAGCAGGAACACAUGAGACAGCCGCAGCACUUGUCCCUGGCCAACGGAUCGAGCCAACUAUUAAUGGCAACAGGCUGGAAGUUUAUGCGAAAACUUUCUGAAAGUAAUACGCAGAGAAAACACAGAACGAGCUAAGUCCCAUCAAGCAACAAUAAACGGGAAAGAGCGGUGGGGAGAAGCGCUUAAAUCAGCACAAGUACCAAAAGAAACCGCCGAGCGAGCAGAAGAAGCGCAGAAAAGUUUUCCCAGCAUUCCGGAUUUCCAUUCGCCGAGCAUCGGCAUCGGCAACAUCGUCAUCAUCAUCGCCAUAGUCAUCGUCAUCGUCCCCCGGCUUUGUUAUUGUUUCGCCAAGGAUUACAUAUUAUGCGAUAAACAUGAAAUACACAAGCGAUACACGAAUCAUUGUGUUCAUUUGCUGCCUGCUGCAAGGACUGGCAGUGGGUCUCCGCAUGAUCAAGGUCUCCAUUCCCGCGUACAAGCUGCGCGGGGAGUCGGCCUUCCUGGAGUGCCAGUACGAGCUGAACCGGACGCACCACGCGGUGACGGGUGUGCAGAGCCACUCGGACCAUCCCCACGGGCACCAGACCCACGGCGGUGGCAACGGGGAGUUCCACUAUCCGGACGGCGAGGCGCUGGAGGAGGAGCGCUCCCCAUACCGCUCCCGGAUGCGCCAGAACCAAAGGCAACAUGGCCAGCGGCCGCGGCAAAGGGAACCGGUUGCCAUGCGGCAGUACCAGAGCCACCAGCAGUUGCCCGCUCCGCCGGAGAAGUCACCCUACGGACACAGUGUCUACCGGGGCAGUGCGGCCUCCGGUUAUCUGGGAGCAGCUCAUGUGGGUGCCAGCACACACAGCGGAUCCGUGUCCGUGGGCUCCAAUUCGAAUGGCGGACCGGCGGCCUACAUGCCGGAGUUCGAUCGGACGGACAGCUUCGACGACAGCAUCGAUCGGGAGGAGGACGAGGAGGAGGAGGAGGAGGAGCCGCUCGAGGAGGGGGAGGCCCUGUACGCCAUCAAGUGGUACAAGGACAACGAGGAGUUCUACCGCUACGUGCCAAAGGCUCGACCUCCAAAAACCAGUUAUCGUGUCGACGGUGUUCGCGUCAUUGAGGAGCUCUCGGACGCGAGUCGCGUUUUGCUGCGCGGAUUGACGCUCAAUUCGACUGGAUUGUACCGCUGCGAGGUGUCCGCCGAGGCGCCCAACUUCUCGUCCGUUCAGGGCGAGGGUCGGAUGGACAUUGUCUUUCUGCCCCGCGAUGGACCACACAUCCGAGGACAACAGUAUCAGUACCAGAUCGGCGAAUACUUGUAUUUAAAUUGCACAUCCGGCAAAUCGCAUCCGGCCUCCCAUCUGCAGUGGUUCGUCAACGAGCAGCCGAUCCUCGACGAGCACUACCUGCACAAAUACAACGACAUCGUGCACAAACACGGGCUAAUCACCUCGACCCUGGGCCUCCAGCUGCCGCUGGAGCCGCGUCACUUCCACGACGGCGACAUGCGCGUCAAGUGCCUGGCCAGCAUAUCGCCGGUGCUGUGGAAGGGUGGCAAGGAGAGUGUCCUGCAGCGGCGGCCGGGGAUCAUCGACAACCGCGAGGCCAUGUUGCUGGUGAAAGGUGCAGCUGGAAGGGCGCAGAGCAGCUGGCUCCGAACGCUGACAAUCGCCAUCAUUCUGGCCAGGAUUGGCCAGUGGCUUCUUGGCUCGGAGCUGACCUAAGCUAAUGCAAGUUUCCAGGAUUCGUUCCACUCGUUUCAAUUAACAAGCAUUCAUUUCAAUUCAAUUCAAUUCAAUUGCAAUUGCAGAGCAUAAAUGGUGAUUUUGUAUACUUUAAGUGUAAUAUCCUUAGUUCUUAAGUAAGAAAACGGAGCAAGCGAAGGGAAAUGAAAAACAAACAAAUUGGGUAAAUGUGUUAUAGCAUGUAAAAAUCGUUAAGGAACGCGGAUGAAAAGAGUUGAAUAGUAUUAAAGAUAGAGGGGAAAACUCGCUUUCCCCUUUCAGAGAACUCCUGUGCAGAGGGAAACACUCGGAAAAUUCAAUUAGCUAAAUUGUUAAGUAACUAAAUUCGAAUCCCAAACCAUAUAUAUGACAUAUCCCCCGCCCAUCGUCCCCAAUCAAGCCCAGCUAAGGGUUCGUUGUGCGUAAUUUCUGUGUAAAUACUUGAAUGGAACGACAAAGUCUAGGGCAAACUUUGGACUUUUGUCAAAUAACGUCUGAGUGGCAUCAAUUUCGAAAUGGUAGCUGGAAACUUUGCCAUAACAGAUGCUAAAACUACAUAAUUGCAAAAAACAAAAACAAAAAACAAUGGGGGAAAACGUUGGCUGGAAAUGUUCUCUUUUCCCCCUUUUAGUUGCGAUUCCGGCAAGUAUUUGCUUCCUGACUCCGAAAGUAUUUCCAAUUGUAUUUAGUUUUGUAAAUUAAGUCGGUAAUGGAGAAGGGAACUCAAAGCGAAAUUAUAUUGUUGAAGGAUUACCAAUUACUGAUAACUCUCCGGCUGGAGUUGAGACAUCUUAGGUUGCCGCACAUCCUAGACAUAUGAACUGUAUAAAAGAGAACCUGGAUAUGUGUCAUAUCUGUGUAUUAAUAAGAACCUUUGCUAAACUAGAACUUUAAGCUAGGUGUUUAAGUUGUAGCCGAAGUGUCCCCUCCUCAGAAAAGAUUCCCCCUAACUGUAUGUAGAAAUACCUAAGGAUAAAAGCUCUCGAAGGAUAUAACUACUAUAUAUGACGAUAUGUAUAUGUAUACAAUAAUUGAGUACGACAAGACCCCUUUUCUCCCCAUCCCCCCAACAGAGUGUUUAAACAAAUAUAAAUGUGAAAGCAA